Molecule: messenger RNA, 1454 nt
Organism: Debaryomyces fabryi
Lineage: Eukaryota; Fungi; Ascomycota; Pichiomycetes; Serinales; Debaryomycetaceae
Gene: UTP9
Product: Utp9p
Exons: 1
Molecular function (GO): protein binding
Source: RefSeq, a predicted model, not a curated record
AUGAGUGAUCUCAAAAGAUGUUUAGAUGAUGACAACUUGUAUUUCACCAAUAUAAUCUCGAAGAAUGGUAGAAAUGAGGUACAGAUAUUUCCUAUAAAUAAGAAUGCAUCGGAAUCAAUCAUAUUAGAUUCAUUAAUUGUAAAAAUCGAAUUACAGGCAGAUGAAAUCGUUACAUCAUGCUGUUGGAUAAAUAAUUCUGGAAUAAAGAACUCUGAAAGAGUAAAGAAAAGAGGCAAAAGAAGACAAUCGUCUUCAGAAUCCGAUUUAAACGAAGCGACAUCGGACAAUAAGAAUUUAGCGGUUGCCUUAGAAAACGGUGAUAUAUUGAUCUUAUCACCUCAUAAUAAUGAAAUUAUUGAUAGAAUAUCCUAUGGGUCAAAGAUAAUCUGUUUGACGCCUUCAUUAAUUCAUGACUCUGUCUGGGGUGUUUUGGAAGAAAAUAGGUCAAUAGUUGAAAUAUCUUUGGCACAAAGUAAAGAGGUGAAGAAUUUUAAAUUUAAGGAAGAUGACCAAAUACAAUUAGCAAAGACCAUUAGACAGACAGGUGGGUCUUCGAGAUCUCAACAUAUAUUAAUAGGAUCCAAUAAUUUAUACUUAGUGGACCCAUCAAAACCCAAAAAGUCAUUGUUAAUUACGUUCCCUCAGAUGUCUGAGCCUUCUCCUAUUACUAUAAUCGAACAAUCACGUCUUAAAGAGAACUUGGUAGCUGUGGUAAGAGAAAAUUCGAAUCAGAUUUAUUUGUAUAAUACUUCAGAUUCAGCCAUAUUUACUACUUUUAAAAUUUCUACAAGCCAAAUAUAUGGUGUCCAAUUAAUUGCAAAUAAUGAUAUGACGGAAGAAUUUUUAAUGGCAAUCACAGCAGAAGGUGUUGAAGUAUUCAAAAUUGAUUUCGACUCUAAUAACGAAGACCAAUUACCAGCUUGUUUGAUUAAGACAAGUUUUCAUGAUUCAAUGGAUAAGAUUAUUUUCAUGGAUGUCUUUGUAAAAGAAAACGAUUUAAUUGGAGUUUGGUAUAAUGGUAAUGAGCCUAAAUUUGAAAGUAUUAAUUGGAAUUUUAAUUCAGUGGGUGAAAUACAAGUUUCCAUUGAUUAUAAUGAGAAAGUGAAUGGUGUCAUUGAUAAUAGAAUAGAUGAUAUUGAAUUUCCUGAAACUACUGAAAUAAAUAACCUUGCAGUUAGCAAGUUGUAUAAAGAUUUGGUUAAAUUAUUAAGCAUUUCUAAGAAAACGGACGAAAAGGUAAUUAAAUUAUGUUCGUCUAAUAACGACGAUGAUAAUAUUAAAGAAACAAUUAAGCUUUUUUCAACAUCAGAAUCAUCAUCAGAUUUGAUUACUAAAUUGUUUGAGAUUAUCAGCAAAGAAGUUGCAUCACAACCUUCUAAGAAUUCUGCAUUGUCAAUUUGGUUGAAAUGGCUAUUGUUAGUGCAUGGUGGUUCUAUUGCCAAGCAGCCAGAACA